This is a messenger RNA of Amorphotheca resinae ATCC 22711, 1899 nucleotides long. RefSeq lists its product as hypothetical. Gene Ontology annotation, biological process: arachidonate metabolic process. The record is from RefSeq and is a predicted model, not a curated record. Gene Ontology annotation, cellular component: membrane. NCBI's taxonomy places the organism in Eukaryota, Fungi, Ascomycota, Leotiomycetes, Helotiales, Amorphothecaceae. The transcript has 3 exons. The coding region runs from base 1 to 1899 and encodes 632 amino acids.
AUGGAGAACAGCGGCGGAUUGAGGCGGAAAGACACGACGAAGGGCCCCCCGCUCCGAAUCCUGUCCCUAGAUGGGGGUGGCGUGCGCGGCUACUCGAUGCUCAUCAUCAUCCAAGAGCUGAUGCACCGAACGUACGUGGAGAUCGAAGGGCGCGCGCCGCGGCGGGACCAGAUCCCCAAGCCGUGCGACCACUUCGACCUGAUCUGCGGGACGGGGACGGGCGGGCUGAUCGCCAUCAUGCUGGGCCGGUUACGCCUCGAUCUGGAGACGUGCAAGGAGGUCUAUGUGCGCAUGACGAGGAAGGUCUUCGAGACGGACAAGACGAUUGCGGGGAUCCCGUACCGCUCGACGCUGUUCAAGGCCUCGAAACUGGAGGAGGCCAUCAAGGAGUGCGUGCGCGAGCAUACCAUCUUCGAGAAUGAGGGGAAUGAUGGAGAGGAGCCGGCGGGUCUGCAGAAUCUGUCGAGCCCGAUCAGCCCCAUGUCGAGAGUCCCCCAACGACAUACGAGCAAUGCGAGCGUGACCAGUUUCAGCAACAGAAGCCCGUCCACCUAUAUGAGCAGGCCGAUGAUGUCUAUGAGAUGGGGGAAUCCGAAUGCCCGGUUGUACGACAAUCGGGAGAACAGAACCAAGACCGCUGUCACUGCGGUCUACAAAGGUACCCCUGAGGGAAGCCCACCAGCAAUUCUACGAUCCUAUGAUUCACGAAAAGAACCCUCGCCCGAAUUCGACUGCACCAUAUGGCAAGCGGGACGGGCAACCUCAGCAACUGGCUUAGCAUUCAAACCCAUUCAGAUCGGGCAAUCGGUAUUCAUUGAUGAGGGUGCAGGGAAAUACAACCCCUCGCCGUACGUUCUGGACGAAGCGUGCGUCAACGAGUGGCCAGGCCGUGAAGUUGGAGUCUUCGUAAGCAUCGGGACGGGCAGGAGGCCAACAGGAAGCGACCAUAAUCAGCAUCUCUGGUACGAAGGAUUCAUGGGAGAGUUCGCCGAAGCAAGACGCCGCCUGAUCUCCAAGAUUGAAGGUUGUGAAGCCACGCAUCAGUACAUGAUCCGGGAAGGACUCAGCAAGCGUGGGGUCAAUAUCGAGAACUACUACCGCCUGAAUGUGGAGAUUGGAGUUGGAGAAUUUGGCAUGAACGAAUGGAACCGCCUCGCGGAUAUCAGUACCGGUACCAGGCGCUACCUGGGAAAGAAGGAAGUCAAGAUCAUGAACGACGAGGCUGCGACCAAGCUAGCCAAGAUCCACAGAGCCAAGUUAAGAUUCGACCGCGACGGUGGUAUCGCUCCACCCACCGGCUACAAAGACCACCUGGCCGACGUUCCCGAAGCCUACCCCACAGCCGUCGAACUCCCCGCCGACAUCCCCCUCCAAACCCCUAUCAGCCCCCCUCCCCGUCCCUCCUACGAAUCAGGACAUCACGACACGCUCGAAAUCCGCAGUAAACCCCUCCCCUCCCCCCCAACCCGCCCCACCUCCUUCAUCGAAACAACAACCAAACCACCACACCAACAUUCUCCCCGCCGCUCCUCAGGCAACAUCUCCUCGACCUCCAGCGAUAAGUUCAUCGUCCAAAACCCCUCGCCCAACCAGUACCUCGCUGCUGCUUCUUCCGGCGCCGAUAUGAUUGCUAUCGUAAGCGAAGACGAGUUUCCUAAAUCCCCCCAAUCCCAAUCCCAGGACCAACAACAACAACAACAACAGCAGUCUUGGAUCCCUCCUCCUCCUCCUCCUCCUCUUUUUCAAGGAAGAGUCGAACCUCCUCCCCUCCCCCCGAAAACCCCGAUCUUGGACCCGGACAUGGGAGCUGCGGGGAGGGGAAGACCCCCAUAUCCGCUAGAUGACGGACCGCCUCCGCCUAUCAAUCUAGCUAGGAAACCGGAUUAUCGCGGGAGGUAA